CUACAGCUUAGGUGGCAGGCUCGCUCGAGCUCGGCUCAUUCACAGCCCUCCCAGCUCCCGCUCCCGCUCGGGCAGUGAGGCUUUCGCAUCUCCUCCCUGUGUUUCUCCCUUCUCCGGACUCUCCCUUGCUCUUCCUUCCCUGGCGGCGACGACUGGGCGAGCAGCGGCGUCAUUUGUCACGUCUUCGCCAAGCCCUUUGCCAGCGACGAGCACCCUCCAGGCUGAGAUAAGUUGAAGCAAAGUUCAAGGCAAAAUGUUUUACGGUGGAUAUGCGUACCAUGGCAAUACGUUUGAGCAAACGUACCGUUGUUAUCCAGCAUCCUUCUUUGAUAAGCCACACCUGGAAGUUGGUGACAAAGGUAAGUGUUGGAGGUAGUUUGUCUUGUCUUUCUUUUGUUCAAGCACAGUUAAUAUGUCAUACACUUGAUAUUGUAUUGCUGAUGUCAAAUGCAGUAAUAAUGCCACCAUCUGCCCUUGAUCGCCUGGCUUCCCUCCACAUCGAGUACCCAAUGCUAUUUGAACUGCACAAUGAUGCAGCUCAACGGAUUUCACACUCUGGUGUUUUGGAGUUUGUGGCAGAAGAAGGCAUGAUCAUCAUGCCCUACUGGAUGAUGCAAAACAUGCUUCUUCAAGAGGGUGACACUGUCCGUGUGAAAAACGCCACCCUUCCCAAGGGUACAUAUGUGAAGUUGCAACCUCACACUACUGAUUUUCUGGACAUCUCAAAUCCAAAAGCUAUCCUGGAGAAAACUCUCAGAAAUUUCUCCUGUUUAACUACGGGAGACAGCAUCAUGGUGGCUUACAAUAACAAACAGUAUUAUAUUGAUAUUGUUGAAACAAAGCCUGCUUCAGCUGUUAGCAUCAUCGAGACAGACUGUGAAGUGGAUUUUGCUCCUCCCCUUGACUACAAAGAACCUGAGAAACCACAGCAGCCUACAGUUCCUGCCAGCAAGGCAACUGCUGAAGGUGGAGAUACUGUAGUCGAAGAUGAACCAAAAUUCAAACCAUUUACUGGUUCCAGAAAGCGGUUGGAUGGUAAAGCCUCAAAACUACAAGCAUCUGAGGUUUCAUCCAGUGCACGUCCUGUUCCCUCAGAUUCAAACAAAAGAUCAAAUCAGCAAACAUCUGCACCCGGAACUUCUGGAGCUAGCAAUUCCACUCGUCAGAAAACAGGAAAGCUUGUUUUUGGUUCAAGUGCAAGCAACAAUAAAGAACCACAAAAGGCUCCUGCUAAAGAGGAGGAACCCCCGAAGAAGGACGAGCCCAAGUUUCAAGCUUUUAGUGGGAAGAGCUACUCCUUGAAACGUUAGCUGCCCAUUUCUAGAGUUUAGCCUUACAAAUCAUGUUCAGUGGUAGCUGUAGACCACUGUGUCUUAAGUGUCCACCAGCAUGUAGAUAUAAUUUGAAUUAUGUAAAUGUUUACCUUCAUGGAAAUAUGCCCAUCUUUCUAUUCGAGUACAAGUAGUCUAACGAUCUGCUACCUGUUAUCCUUCGCACUCUGUAAGUCUGUAUGCAACCGUUCGAGUCUCAGUCUCAGUUGCAGACCAGAUGGCAAUGUGUUGGGCCCUGAGAGUUUCGUUAUGUAGCUAUUUUAUGAACCCUGCUUGCAUGCUGAUUGCUGAAUACUGAACUAAGGAGCA
Molecule: messenger RNA, 1640 nt
Organism: Panicum virgatum (switchgrass)
Lineage: Eukaryota; Viridiplantae; Streptophyta; Magnoliopsida; Poales; Poaceae
Product: ubiquitin fusion degradation protein 1 homolog
Exons: 9
Coding region: 270-1310 (346 amino acids)
Cellular component (GO): VCP-NPL4-UFD1 AAA ATPase complex
Molecular function (GO): polyubiquitin modification-dependent protein binding
Source: RefSeq, a predicted model, not a curated record